AUUAUAAGAAAUUGGUAUGGUGUAAUCCAUUUUAAAAAUUAUUUCUUAACUUUAGAUUUUAUCCGAUUUUUAUUCUAUAAUGCCAUAUUCACCAUAUGAAAAUCAUGUUUCAAGUGAUUCGAAUACCUUUCAUUCAUCUUCACAUUCACAUAACUCCAACAGGGAUAGAUCUUCUUCUCACAGAAAUGAUAGAAUAGAGAAUACUACUCGUAGAUCAAGUUUUAACUCCAGUAGAGUCGGAUCAAUUCGUGAUCUAGUAAUAGAUACAAAUCGCAGGAGUAGGUAUAGAGAAAAUGGUUCUAUGAGUGAUGGUAGAACUCGAAGCAGUAGCAGAACCACUAGCGGUAAUCCAUACUCUAAUUCUAAUUCACCCUCUCGAUCACCUUCAAAUAACCGUUCCUCCCCUCCCACACAACCUGAUGAUUUAAAUAAUGAUUCCAAUAAUGUACCUAGUGGCACAAAGAUAAACAAGGCUAAAAGGCGUUUUUUACAACGCUGGGACUAUUCUAACGCAGAUUCAGUCCUAAACGAGUCCAACCCAGACGAUGUGGAAUCUCUCCCAUAUGUGUAUCAACAGAGCGAAUUUCUAAGAAUAUGUCAAGACAUAAUACGAAAAUGUGAUUCAGAAGAUGUGUUGAUAAAAUUUUUUGAGACUAUAGACAAGGGCGAAUCUUUUGAUUUAUCAUUAGUGAGGGACCAGCAACUGAAAAAGAAGCUCAGACAUUUAUCUAAGGCACUUUAUUUGGAACGCAAUGAUUCGCAAUUCAAGAGACCGCCAGAAUGUAAUAUAUCACUCCUCACCGUAUAUAAUGAAUUACUACCAUAUAUAAGAUUAAAAGUUAGCACACAAGGUGAAUAUACUAAACCUAAACAGACCUUAGAGUCAACUAAGGAAUCGUCUAAACAAAGUCCAGAAUCAAAGUUAACAGUUGAGGAAGCAUCGGAGUUGUUAAGUCUUAGAGAAAUGCACGAGCAAGGUUUCUUUGUGGAUUAUGAAAAUAUAGAGAAAGAAUUUACGAAACGUCAUAAACAGGUCGACCUUUGGGGGAAAACGCCCGCUGAACAAAAAGCUCUACUCGCAUCUCAAUCAGAUGAGAACGAUGAGCAACCUUGGAACCAUUUCGAUCGGGACCGUGAUUUUCUUAGCGCAAGCUCCGUUAAAGCUGGUAAAGUUGGUGAAAGAACUAAAUUGUUGGAUUCCACCAGAGAUUAUAAAGAAUCUUUUAAGCCGGUAGCUAAAACCUCAUCAUUCAUAUAAUUUUUUACUCUAGAUU
This is a messenger RNA of Theileria parva strain Muguga, 1274 nucleotides long. RefSeq lists its product as uncharacterized. The transcript has a single exon. The record is from RefSeq and is a predicted model, not a curated record. NCBI's taxonomy places the organism in Eukaryota, Apicomplexa, Aconoidasida, Piroplasmida, Theileriidae. The coding region runs from base 80 to 1258 and encodes 392 amino acids.